ACUCCCUCUAUAUAACUACAUGAUAAUCCCCCCACCUCUGAAAUUAAUUUCUCUGCUAAUCUCCAUUUUCUGGCAUUGUUUCUUCUCAUGCUCUGCUUCUUCCAGGUUCAGAGCAUGGCUUAUCAGGCUUUCUCUCUUCUUGUUCUUCUCCUUUCAGCCAUAGGGUUUUCAGAUGCUGGUUCGAUCGGGAUUAAUUAUGGUCGUGUGGCCAACGACUUGCCUUCGCCAGACAAAGUUGUGGAACUCUUGAAAUCUAUUGGGGUAGAGAAAGUGAAGCUCUACGACACCGACGCCACGGUCCUGACAGCUUUGGCGAACUCCGGGAUCAGCGUGAUGGCUGCUCUUCCCAACGAGCUUCUCGCCUCAGCCGCGGCCGACCAGUCCUUCGCUGACAAUUGGGUUCAAUCCAACAUCUCCAAGUUCUACCCGGCAACGAAGAUCGAAGCCAUCGCUGUCGGGAACGAAGUCUUCGUCGACCCCAAAAACACGACAAGCUACGUCGUACCAGCCAUGAAAAACGUUCAUGCUUCCUUGGUGAAAUUCAACUUGGAUUCCAACAUCAAAAUCUCUUCCCCCAUAGCCCUCAGCGCCUUGCAAAACUCAUACCCUUCUUCAGCCGGAUCAUUCAAACCGGACUUGGUCGAACCUGUGAUCAAACCCAUGUUGGAUUUCUUGAAACAAACCGACUCCUACCUCAUGGUCAAUGCGUAUCCCUUCUUUGCAUACUCGGCUAACUCCGAUCAAAUCUCACUCGACUACGCUUUGUUCAAGGGGAACCCCGGUGUGGUUGAUUCCGGCAGCGGGUUGAAGUACAACAGCCUUUUCGAAGCUCAAAUCGACGCCGUUUUCGCUGCCAUGUCGGCUCUCAAAUACGAUGACGUGAAGAUGGUGGUCACUGAAACAGGGUGGCCCUCAAUGGGAGACGAGAACGAAAUUGGUGCAAGCGAAGCCAAUGCGGCGUCGUAUAAUGGUAACUUGGUACGAAGAGUUUUGAGUGGAAAUGGGACCCCUUUGAGGCCCCAGGACCCACUUAACGUUUACCUGUUUGCUUUGUUCAAUGAGAAUCAGAAAUCAGGUCCUACGUCAGAAAGAAAUUAUGGGUUAUUUUACCCUAACGAACAAAAGGUAUAUAACAUACCACUAACAAAAGAGGAGCUCGAAAGUGGCCAGUCAACACCGGUCAACGGGAACACGAGUCAGGUUCCGGCGACCGGCGAGGUGUCGAAGACGUCGGUAGGACAGACGUGGUGCGUGGCCAACAAGAAUGCCGGCGAGAAGACGCUGCAGGCGGCGUUGGACUAUGCUUGUGGUGAGGGAGGGGCUGAUUGCAAGCCUAUUCAACCAGGUGCAACAUGUUAUAGUCCUAACACCCUCGAUGCACAUGCCUCCUAUGCUUUCAAUAGUUACUAUCAAAAGAAGACGCGUGGGACCGGCACGUGCGACUUCGGCGGUGCUGCUUACGUAGUCUCGCAACCUCCUAGAUAUGGGAACUGUGAGUUUCCAACAGGGUACUGAAGCAAUGGGAAAACAUGCAAAGGGGGGGAAGACUUUGGUGAACUUUCAGCAGUACAGACUGGGUUGGGGGGGAUUGAGAUUUAGCAAUUCUUUGUAUCUAUUCUUAUUACAUGGAAAAGGAUGAGUAGGUGGAGUUGUUGUCAGUUGGGUUUGACUCUUUUUUGUCUAUAAUUCAUGUCUCUAUUUGUAUUUAUUUUA
Messenger RNA from Theobroma cacao (cacao), 1713 nucleotides. Its product is annotated as glucan endo-1,3-beta-glucosidase 12-like. Gene Ontology annotation, biological process: carbohydrate metabolic process. Gene Ontology annotation, molecular function: hydrolase activity, hydrolyzing O-glycosyl compounds. The record is from RefSeq and is a predicted model, not a curated record. Lineage: Eukaryota; Viridiplantae; Streptophyta; Magnoliopsida; Malvales; Malvaceae.